This is a messenger RNA of Actinia tenebrosa (Australian red waratah sea anemone), 3907 nucleotides long. Its product is annotated as patched domain-containing protein 3. Gene Ontology annotation, cellular component: membrane. NCBI's taxonomy places the organism in Eukaryota, Metazoa, Cnidaria, Anthozoa, Actiniaria, Actiniidae. The record is from RefSeq and is a predicted model, not a curated record.
UAGGUAUUAAUGCAAAUAAACGCUUUGAGACACUGGUAAUAGCCUAAAAAUAUAAUCCCUGAACAUAACAUACAACUUCUUGACUUCGAUCCAUCAAGAUCUAGCAAAGUAAAGAAAUUUCCCCUUAGUUCCAAGCACGUUUGGCGGCCAUCUAUGAGAAAGGAGUAUAGAAUGUCUUCCUUUGAAAGUGACGCGGUCUAGACUCCAGCGAAGUAUAGAGUUUCUUCUUCUCACGCGUGGUGGUUGAUUGAAGAACGAACCAUAAGAAAGAGAAUCUCAUAGCAAAACAACCGCUAAAGAUUCAACAGGAAUAUAAUACAACAAAUGCUUUACAUCUAAUGGAGACCUGAAAAAUACCAAUAAAUGGAUUGUCUUGGAUGAAAGACAUCCCGCUUGAAGAUAAUACUCCGUCAGCAAUGUGCUACUAAGGUCACACUUUGGAUUCAAUUUGCACACUGUGUUGCUGAGUAUGGAAGAAGAAAACACAAGAAAACAAGAAAGCCCCAAGAAGAAGUGUCGAUACACGCCACGCGCGUUAUGGGUAUCCUUCAGUACCAUGUACGUCAACCUGUUAUCAAGGUGUUUUGGUGUGCUUGGAACAGUCAUUUCUCGCCAUCCAUUCCUGACUGUUGCUGUCGCUCUCGGUUUUGUUGGAGUUUGCUCAGGGGGCGUCUACUGGAUGAAGGUAGAAAACAGCGUCGAAAACCUCUUCAUCCCUCAAGACAGUCGCGCCAUUAAAGACAUGAAUAAAGUCAAGAUAAACUUUCCCAUGGAAAGCAGAAUAGAAACUGUUAUAUUUGAACCCAAAGAAUCUAGUCAAUACGUGCUGAGCAAAGCUUGUCUCCUUGACGUACUAGCUGUUCAUGAUGAAAUCAUUAACACCAAACCUUAUCAAGAACUAUGCCUUUCUCAACCAUCCACCUACAACUCUCCUUCAUUCUGUCUGUUCUUGAACCCUUUAGACAUAGUGCAGUUCAACCAGUCGCUUUUCUCAAAUGCUACACGGAAGUUUGAAGAAGCUUUCAGAAAUAAAGGGUUAAUGAUGCGUAAUGGACGUCCAUUUUGGUACAACAUGAGAAUGAUGUUUGGUGGACUGGACAUUGAUAGUGUGUCUGGAGAAAUAUCCAAGGUUGAUGCUCUACAAUUGCUGUAUUUUAUGAAAAACAGUGAUAAGGAGGACAAAAAGAUUAUGGAUUGGGAAAAGAAUGUGGUUGAGAAAAUAGAAAAGUUGAAAGAUAGUCUAUCAUGUAUGAAGGUAUACAUCAAUAUGCAAAGAAGCCUAGAUGAUGCCGUACAAGAAAGUGCAACAGGUGACAUUAGGCUAAUCACUGUCAGUUACAUAUUGUUGAUCUCGUUCGCUUGUAUCAUGCUGGGAAAGUUCAGAAAUCCUUUGACAGGACAUUCACUUCUUGCUAACAUCGGGAUCUUUGCGGUUUUUCUCGGGAUUAUCGCGGGAUUCGGGUUUACGAUGUUUGUUCGAACACCUUUUAUUAGUAUAGUUGGAGCUUUACCGUUUUUGAUUGUUGGUAUUGGAAUCGAUGAUAUGUUUAUUAUCAUAGAUGAACUGGAUCGCGUUGGACCACAACUAAGUGUAACUGAUACUGUUAAGGUUGUGAUGRCGAACUCUGGAGCAACCAUCACCAUGACAACUAUGACAGACYUCGUGGCUUUUGCUGUAAGCACGUGGUCUGAACUGCCAGCAAUACAAUAUUUCUGUCUGUACGCUGCCAUGGCGAUAUUCUUUGCAUAUUUAAUGAUAAUUACGUUCUUUGUUGCCAUGAUGACGUUUGACRUUCGUAGAGURAAAGCAGGACGUCGAGACUGCUUCCCAGUCUGUCGUGUUCCUCYUCCAAAAGAAGGUGCGCCAGCAUGGGACGAGCCUCGUACCCAGACCGCUAAUAAGUUAUUGACUGCAUGGGCUAAAAUACUGAUGAGAAGAGAAGUGAAGUGCAUUGUGGUGCUGAUUUCAUUGGGGCUUUUAGGUAGUGGUAUAUAUGGGGCCUUGAACAUCAGUGAAGAUUUUGAUACCAGAUUGUUGGCUGAAGAUGGCUCGCCGUUCAUAUUAUUCACAAACGCUCAGGACCGAUAUUUCCCGCCUAAGAUAGAAGUCAGUAUCAUACUUGAUGAGCAAGUCAACUACACGAGUCCAGAAACACAGAAAGAUAUUCUACACUUGUCAAAGAUAGCUUCACAGAACUCGUUCUAUGAAAACACAACUAUGUCUUGGAUGGAAACACUUGCUGCAUUCUCAAAGAAGAAAGGUUUGAGUCUAGAAGGAAAAAACUUGAUGCCAACAUUGAGAACAUUCCUAAACAUCCCAGCAUAUUCUCAUUUCAGGGAAGAUUUACGAUUAUCUGAAGAUAAAGGAACAGUCAAAGCGUCUCGUAUUCUUUGCUACAUCAAGAAAUCCUUGAAUUCGAUUGGUCAACGAGAUGCCAUGGUAACGCUGCGAGAAGACCUGGACAACAGGUCACCUCUUCCAGCGUAUCCAAUCUCCAAGGCGUUUAUUUACUUUGAACAGUAUGCCAUAACAUCCAAAGCAACAAUACGUAACUUAGUGAUCGCGUCUAUUGCUAUAUUACUGAUUACCAGCCCUUUCCUGGUAGAUUUUAGUGUGACUAUCUUGGUGUUCUUCGGGUUCGUAGCGUUGGUGUUCGAGCUGUUCGGGCUGAUGUACAUCUGGGGCUUAUCAUUACAUGGAGUGUCCAUGAUUAAUCUGAUUAUGGCCAUUGGAUUCGCUGUGGACUAUAGUGCGCAUAUUGCGCAUGCGUAUAUUAUGUCAUCCAAGAGUAGCGCCGAGGAGCGAGUGAUAGACGCCUUGAGGACUUUAGGUGCAAGUGUGUUGAUGGGAGGGGCAAGUACUUUCAUUGGAACGAUGACGUUGGCCUUCGCCUCGUCAGAAAUCUUCAGAAUCUUCUUCAAGAUGUUUUUGGGUAUUGUGUUACUUGGUCUUCUUCAUGGCCUUUGCUUUCUUCCUGUCUACCUCACUAUAUUCUGCCGUAGUUCGUCACUCAAAACACAUGAUGCUGCAAUCACGAUCGAGCCUGCUUUGGCUGAGUCACGUGAGUUAGCUGUCGUUACCCAGCAACCAUGUGACAACAAUAACGUCACAUCGUAUGAAAACCCAGUGGCAACAACUGAACAGAAUGCAGCCUAGCUACCAGACUCUUCCAGACAUUCCGACGGUUGAGGGAAAAAAUUGGUCGAGUGAGCAUUGGUUUGCAUUGCAUUGUGGGACUUCUGGGGGACAAAAUAGACACCAUUUUGGAAAUAUGUCCCCUUAACAGCCCUAUAAUGCACUGCAAUGCCAACCCUACCCAGCUUUUUCCUCAACCUCAGAAUGGACAAUAAAAAGUGCCAAAGCACUCGCUUAAAAACCCUCAUUUCUGAAAAACAAGCCUUUAUUCGUAAAAACGAAAUACAACCUUUAUUAUCUUUAAAUAAUAGUAUUAUUUUGACUUUUUUCUUUUUCGAAAUGCAACUUGUCUCAAAGAGAAAGUGUGGAUUAUUUUCAAAUAUUUAAACAUAUGAACAUUUGAAAUGACAGUCAAUCUUAUUUUUAGUUGAAAAUUUCGAAUCUAAAGCAAAUCUAAAAAGCUUUCUGUGAAUUUGACCAAUAUUGCUCGAGCAAUACGUUUUAAUUUAAGGAGUUUUAAAAACUUUGCAUGUCUAUUUACAUUGUUAAACGAAUGAAAUUCAAUAUUUAGUAGCCACGUAUCUAAAGAAAGCCUAAAUACGUUUUGUAUUGAUUUAUGUAGAUAAAUAUAUUUAACUGGGGAAAGCCAAUAACUCUAUGUAACUAUUAGCUUCUAUUAGCUAUUCCGAGGUCGAGGGAAAGACAGGGUCGAGUUGGCAUCGCAGUGCAUUGUGGAAAUAUUUUGGUCCCCUAAAGCAACCCCGGUUCACG